Oppia nitens is the source of this 1801-nucleotide messenger RNA. RefSeq names its product large subunit GTPase 1 homolog (gene Ns3). Gene Ontology annotation, molecular function: GTP binding; GTPase activity. Gene Ontology annotation, biological process: ribosomal subunit export from nucleus. The record is from RefSeq and is a predicted model, not a curated record. The transcript is spliced from 3 exons. Lineage: Eukaryota; Metazoa; Arthropoda; Arachnida; Sarcoptiformes; Oppiidae. The coding region runs from base 130 to 1761 and encodes 543 amino acids. Gene Ontology annotation, cellular component: cytosol.
GUUAACGUAAUAUUUACAACAAACCAUUUAAAUAGUAUUUAAAGCAUUGUUUUGACGACAUUUAUAAACAUUAAUAGCAUUUAAAUCUAAUUUCAUUAUUGUCUUCAUUUGGGAUCAAUUGAUGAACUGAUGGGCAAAACCAAGGACUCCGUGGCCUCAUUAGGCAAACAACUGAUUAAAGACAAACAAAAAGGGUUUUCUAAACAUCUCAACACAAGUCAGAGACAUGUCUUAGACUUUGAUGACUCAAAAAAUAGCAAAAUAGAGACAACAACUCUUGAGGAGUUUAUGACCAAUGCUCAUAUGGCUAACAUUGAAUUUACUGCAGAACGACAAGGAAUUAAAAUAAUAGAUCCAAAUCAAAGACAAAUUGCUAAUAAAAUGGUUGAAAUUGAUAAUGAAGAGAAAUCAGAAGCAAUUUUAAUCCCUCGACGACCCAAAUGGGAUGAGACAACCACUGCUGAAGAUUUGAAUCAAUUAGAGUACGACAAGUAUUUAGAGUGGAGAAGACAUUUGGCUGUCAUCCAGGAAUCCGAGGACAUAGUUAUGACACCAUUUGAGAAAAAUAUUGAGUUUUGGCGCCAACUUUGGAGAGUUGUUGAGAGGAGUGAUGUUUGCGUUCAAAUACUGGACGCUAGAAAUCCAUUACUAUUUGUUUCUGAAGAUCUUCAGAAAUAUGUCAAAGAAGUUGAUGAACGCAAAGAAAAUGUGAUUUUAUUAAAUAAAUCUGAUUUUCUAAGCGAAACUCAGCGUCAAAUUUGGGCCAAACAUUUUGACUUAAAGAAUAUGAAAGCACUUUUCUUCUCAGCUAAAGAACAGCUGGAAUGUGACGAAGAUAUUGCUUGUGAUGAAGAUAUUGAUGACAUAAUAAAUUCAAGACAUAAUUCGAGUAAACUAUUAAAUCGUGAACAACUGAUUGACUUUUUUAAAUCAUUUCGACUCAAAAACUCGUCGGAACCGAUAACUAUAGGUCUGGUCGGGUAUCCAAAUGUCGGCAAAUCUUCAACUAUUAAUGCCAUUCUUCAGUCCAAAAGAGUUUCUGUUUCUGCAACGCCUGGAAAGACUAAACAUUUUCAGACUUUAAUUUUAGACAAUGAGCUGACAUUAUGUGAUUGUCCCGGACUUGUCUUUCCUAAUAUAGUCUCGAGUAAGGCUGAAAUGAUUGUUAACGGUAUAUUACCCAUAGACCAACUGAAAGACCCGAUUCCUCCCACAUCUAUCCUCACAAAUCUAAUCCCACGAUACGUCUUUGAAAGCCAUUACACAAUCUGUUUGCCGAAACCGACGGAAUAUGAAGAUGAAAAUCGAUUCGUAACUCCCGAAGAAUUAUUAACAACAUAUGGAUUUUCCAGAGGUUUUAUGACUCAGAGAGGAAUUCCUGACAACUGUCGGUCAGCGCGUUAUAUAUUAAAAGAUUUCGUAUCGGGAAAACUCAACUAUUGCUUCGCUCCUCCAGAUUAUAACCAAAAGGUUUUCCAUGUGUUUCCUGAAAACCAAAAUAAAUCAAAUCUUCAGAUGCCUUCAGCUCUCAAAAGGAUUCUAGAGAGCAGUCAAAUCACUAAAAAAUCUCCACAAGAUUUCAAUGACUUAUACUUUGGCGCUAAAAAUGCCGGAAUUCAUACUAAAGGAGUAGUUCCAGGUAUUCGUACGCAACAACAAAAUGGUUCCGUAACUGAAGUGACCUCAAAACCGUGGAAAAAACAUAACAAUCGCAACAAAAAAGAAAAGUUAAGACGAGUUUACGCUCAUUUGGAUCAAUAAAUCAAUUAAAUAUGAUAUAUAUUACUGUAUAUGACUAUUA